AUGACUCCUGAAGUAACAGAAGGCCCCUACUUUGUGAUGAAUGAACUUGUUCGUCAAAACGUACACGAGAAUCAGUGGGGCGUUCCCCUUCCACUCGACAUUGGAGUGAUAGACAUCACUUCCUGCAAGCCACUACCUAACGCUUUUGUAGAGAUCUGGCAUGCCAAUGCUACAGGCUUCUAUUCUAGCUUUACUGUGGAUUCUGGUUCUGGUGGCGGAAACUCUGCUAGUACAGCCAUGAGCGAUGAGCUUAGCUUUGUAAGGGGCGGCUGGCCUGCUAACAAGAAUGGCAUGAGAUGUAUACCGUAUAUCCUGGCUUCUACAUGGGUUGAACUAUCCAUAUUCACAACGAUCGAGUCAACGGAAGGAAACCUUCACAUCGGCCAGGUCUUCUUCGAUGAAUCCUUCAACGACAAAGUCCUUGCCCCUAUUCCCUAUGUAAUACCACUCAGUCUCACACCACCUAUGUAUAACGCAGAUGACUCUAUCCUUGCAGAGGAGAACACGGGCAGAUACAAUACGUUCGCUGACGCAUACCAAUUGGGCAAGAACCUGCAAGACAGAGUUAUCGCAUAUAUCACUAUCGGCAUCGAUUCAACCACAAGAUACUCUUUCUCCACCGCUAACUACUGGAUGCCCUGA
Molecule: messenger RNA, 642 nt
Organism: Cantharellus anzutake
Lineage: Eukaryota; Fungi; Basidiomycota; Agaricomycetes; Cantharellales; Hydnaceae
Product: Intradiol ring-cleavage dioxygenase
Exons: 6
Coding region: 1-642 (213 amino acids)
Molecular function (GO): oxidoreductase activity, acting on single donors with incorporation of molecular oxygen, incorporation of two atoms of oxygen; ferric iron binding
Source: RefSeq, a predicted model, not a curated record